AUGGGAUCCCUAACAGUCGCUUCGUUUACAUUCAUUGUUCUUGUUGCAACAUUGCUCGUUCUCUUGCGACGACAGUUCCACCAACUCCGCGUCACGCACCGUCAGCGACUACUAGCGAGCCUGAAACUCGACAGCCAGACUGAGGAUGGAACAGAAGUGAUGAUUGCAGGGUUUAUGCACCCGUAUUGUAACGCUGGAGGCGGAGGAGAGCGCGUCUUGUGGGCAGCGAUUGCGUAUCUCCAGCGUACGCAACCAGAGGUGCUUUCCGUCGUCUAUACGGGAGACGUAGACCCCAAAACGUCAAAUCCAAUCACAAAGGACGAAAUCAUUCUACGGUGCAGGGAAAGAUUUGGUAUUCACCUCGACCCAAAGACACUUCACUUUGUCCAUCUGGAGAAGAGAUGGCUGAUUGCGGACGGAACGUGGAAGCGUUUUACACUGCUUGGACAAGGAAUCGGUGCUGCCGUACUUGCGUACGAAGCAAUGUCAAAGCUCGUCCCGGAUAUUUAUUUCGACACCCUAGGGCUUGCCUUUACGUAUCCCGUCGUUCGUCUUCUAAGUUCUGGUGACCCAAGUGGCAGGGUUCCAAUCGUAACCUAUACGCAUUACCCAACCAUAUCAGCCUCGAUGCUCAAACGCGUAUCAAAUCGAGAGACUACUUAUGCCAACGAUGCCAGCGUGACAGGGAGUGGGUUGCGCAGUACUCUCAAACUAAUAUAUUAUCGAUUAUUCUCAUAUCUUUAUACGUCGUGUCUACUCACAUCUCCUCCUACACUUAUAUCCGUCAACUCGUCCUGGACAAAUACUCAUAUUCAGGCCCUCCUAUCCACAAAGCAAAAUCGAUUAUCCCCGUUACUUGGAUCAAUAUUGGAACCUUUCACUCUUCUUCAAACGUUGAUUGGAUUCAACGCCCCAACGCCCGUCGGAAUCAACCAGCCUCCGCAAUCACAGGUUCAAAUCAAGGAUACGCACCAAGUGCGAACGAUAUUCCCUCCAUGCGAUGUAGAGUCUCUCAAAGGUUUUGACUUGGAACGUCGACAUCGAAUCAUCUUUAGCUGUGCGCAAUUUCGGCCAGAAAAGGAUCACGCACUGCAGAUCAAAGCGUUAGCUCGCCUCCUAGAAGAGCACCCCGAAUUGUCAGGAAAGCCACAAGAAUCAGAUCCUGAGGCAGACUCUCAGGCCGAGGCGGACCAGGAUGAUGAUGGUGUUCGCCUUGUGCUCCUGGGAAGUGCGAGGCAUGCGGACGAUCUUAAGCGGGUACAGACCCUACGCGACUUGACGAAGGAACUGGGAGUCGAGGGAGCGGGAUUGAUUCCGGUUGUCCAUGCUUCCGGAGGGCCAGUAAUGGAUAUUGUUGUGCCGUUUGAAGGGGAACCUACAGGAUUUCAUGCUGUCACCGUGGACGAGUUUGCGACGCAGCUACACAAGGCGCUUACGUUACCACCGGAAGAGGCUCUGGCUAUGCGAGAGCGUGCACGUCGAAGUAGCGAGCGGUUUUCAACGACUGCAUUUGAACGCGGAUUCGGUGCGCUGUGGGAGGACGUCCGGGAACUACUGUAG
Molecule: messenger RNA, 1560 nt
Organism: Serendipita indica DSM 11827
Lineage: Eukaryota; Fungi; Basidiomycota; Agaricomycetes; Sebacinales; Serendipitaceae
Source: the annotation of a GenBank genome assembly